AACCGUCAUCGCCGUUUGUGGCGUCAUUGCGGUUCGUGCCUCCCAAAAACCUGGAUGCCAUUUUGCUCAUAUUGCCACUUGUACCCACGCGACCCACAGCUCACCGAGGAAAACGAUAGAUCCGUACUCGACCCACGGUCUUACCGUUCGCUGGCCUCUUUCGCCGGGUCCCUUUUUCUCUCGCAGAACGCCAUCCGAACCAACCUGUCACUGCACAAGUGCUUCGUGCGGUACGAGGAUGACUUUGGCUCGUUCUGGAUGGUGGACGAUCAUGAGUUUCUCAAGCGACGUCAUCUGUCACGAGGACGUCCUCGGAAGUAUGACAUUUCGAUGCCACCGCUCACCGACACCCCUGGCACGCCAGUGGGUCCUUCACGUCCACCAGGAGGCGCCACAGACCAACCCACGCCGGGUGAGCUAGGACACCACGACACCACCGAUGAGUCGGUGUCAAUGCCACCCGGAAGUGGUGGACCAGCUCGGCUUGGGGAUAGUCCGGUGCGUGGGUAUGGGGAGGAGUACCCCGCUGGAGGUCACGAGUCGGGAGGUCCUGGAAGGGUGAUGGUGGCGCCGGCUAGUGACAAGGAGGGCCUGAAUAUGGGCGCUACUAGACGACCAGGGACGAAGAAGCACGACUACACCAGACGGUAACGACGUCCAGCAGAAUGCUGGGAAAUGUCCUUUUUUAUCACACUUCCAGCACUCCGCAGCCACUUUGCUCGUGUGUAUCUCUUUCCUUAUUUAUUCCUACAGCUCUUUCAGGGUCUCGAUCGCACCACAAACACUGAAAUGCUCAAUGGUUUAGACAAGUGGUCUUGCUUUUGUGUUUCUGCAUCCUGAUUGACUAUCUUAGUUUUACCAAAUGUCUUUCUAUUAACCGGUCGAUUCUUCGACUCAGUUUACCAGUAAUUUUCUGGACUCUUUCUCUCUGUAUGAGCACUAUUUACAGGCAUAAUGAUAGGAAGACCAUAUCACACCGGAUCUGGAGGAGAAAAUGGAGGUCCUAACGAUCGAUGAGAGGUAGAUGUCAAAAGAAGAGUCCCAUGAGUUGUCGAGCAUGUGAAUGAAAUAAAAACAAACGC
Molecule: messenger RNA, 1082 nt
Organism: Anopheles nili
Lineage: Eukaryota; Metazoa; Arthropoda; Insecta; Diptera; Culicidae
Product: forkhead box protein P4-like
Exons: 1
Coding region: 55-651 (198 amino acids)
Biological process (GO): regulation of transcription by RNA polymerase II
Cellular component (GO): nucleus
Molecular function (GO): DNA-binding transcription factor activity, RNA polymerase II-specific; RNA polymerase II cis-regulatory region sequence-specific DNA binding
Source: RefSeq, a predicted model, not a curated record